Molecule: messenger RNA, 626 nt
Organism: Vicia villosa (hairy vetch)
Lineage: Eukaryota; Viridiplantae; Streptophyta; Magnoliopsida; Fabales; Fabaceae
Exons: 1
Coding region: 92-520 (142 amino acids)
Source: RefSeq, a predicted model, not a curated record
AGAUCCAAAAGGCCUAUAAUAAUUUAGGUGUCCGUUUUCUUAUCUAUAUAAAGUGCCUUCUAAUUGCCACCAUUCCAAGUAAUCUUUAAACAUGACAAACAAAGAUAACAGCAGCAAAGGAAGGAAACUCUCUAGGUACAUGAAGGCACCCUUAAGGUUCAUGAUCAAGGUAAAGAACAUGUACGUCAAUGGCAUGAUCCAAUGUUCUCGUGACUUGGCUUAUGUAGACCAUACAGCCAUGGGAUGUCCCACGCAGUUUUACUCUCUUCCAAGGAGCUUCAGUGUUAACUCUACUUCCAGUGAUGACGAUUUCAAGGAGCUUGUGAGGGUUGCGUCGCGUACUCUCAGCGAUGAAAAUCGGGCUGAGUUGAUUUCUCGGAGUCGCAGUGUCGGAAUUGGAAGGAUUGAAGAAGAUAAAGAAUAUGAGUUUGGAGCUGAUGAUGAUAUCAAGGUUAAGCCUCUUCUUUAUUCUCGAAGUAGAAGUUGUGCUAUUCGGAGCAAUAGAGGAACUAUGCUAUAAGUAUUAUUUUACAAUUGUAUCUAUCUUGCUUGAUCUCCUUAAUCUGAAGUUGUGUAAAUGAAUUUGUGUCAUCCAUCUUCUUUAUCUAUAAAUAUUUAUGUUAUUA